Messenger RNA from Otolemur garnettii (small-eared galago), 2254 nucleotides. It is a transcript of the gene TMEM87B, whose product is annotated as transmembrane protein 87B. Gene Ontology annotation, cellular component: membrane; Golgi apparatus. The coding region runs from base 59 to 1513 and encodes 484 amino acids. Lineage: Eukaryota; Metazoa; Chordata; Mammalia; Primates; Galagidae. The transcript is spliced from 16 exons. Gene Ontology annotation, biological process: retrograde transport, endosome to Golgi. The record is from RefSeq and is a predicted model, not a curated record.
UGCGGGGCCCGGGGCGUGGCAGGCGUCUCGGAGCGCCAGGUGCGGCUUCCGCGUCAAGAUGGCCGCCGCCUGCCGCGCCGGGGCCUGGCUCCUGGCACGCCGCUGCCUCCGCCUUCCCGCCGGGGCCCCGCUGUUGCGCGUCGCCCUCUGCCUCCUGUGCUGGGUCCCGGCGGCUGUGGGCGCCGUCCCCGAGCUCGGGCUCUGGCUAGAGACUAUCAGCCACGAUAUCAAAUUUUCUGUUAAGUCAUUCAAUUGUUCUGGGCCUGUGAAGUUUACCAUACUGUGGCAUUUGAAAUAUCAUACCUGUCACAAUGAAUACCCUGAACUGGAAGAGGUGUUCCAAAAACAUGAACUUAGUGUUAAUGAAGACUUCUGCAGCCAGUAUUUCAAGAACAUUGACUGUUGGACAACAAAAAAUGAAAACUUAGAUUGCAACCGUGAUUUACAGGUGUUUCCCUCAUUGAAUAAUAAAGAACUGGUAACAAAUAGCAGAAAUGUUUCAAAUCAGCAAGGAUCGUUGGAUGUUAUAGCCAGAACACAAAGAGAUGGUUUUCAUAUCUUUAUUGUUUCUGUUAAAACGGACAAAACCGAUGUACACUGGAAUUUGAAUGUUUCUCUUUCUAUGACUGGGCCUCAUGGAUAUAUCUCUGCAUCAGAUUGGCCUCUAAUGAUUUUUUACAUGGUGAUGUGUAUUGUUUAUAUAUUAUAUGGCAUACUCUGGCUGACGUGGUCUGCCUGUUACUGGAAGGAUAUAUUAAGAAUCCAGUUCUGGAUUGCAGCUGUUAUUUUCCUAGGAAUGCUUGAAAAAGCAGUUUUUUAUUCUGAAUACCAAAACCUCAACAGCACUGGACUACCAACCCAAAGUUUAUUGAUAUUUGCGGAGUUGAUAUCUGCGGUUAAGAGGACGUUGGCUCGCCUCCUUGUGAUCAUCGUGAGCUUGGGUUAUGGCAUUGUAAAGCCUCGUUUAGGAACAGUCAUGCACCGGGUGAUUGGACUGGGCCUUCUUUACUUUAUCUUCGCAGCUGUUGAAGGCGUGAUGAGAGUCAUUGGGGGUCCUAACCAUUUAGCUGUUGUUUGGGGUGACAUUAUUUUAGCAGUUAUUGACUCCAUUUUUGUAUGGUUCAUAUCCUUUACUAUGUCCUUCUUUCAGACAGUGAUAACUUAUAAGACAAAAAUCUAUGAUAAGGAUUGGAUGGAACGCUGGGUUGAUGAUGCAUUUUGGAGAUUCCUUUUUUCACUUAUCCUUGUUGUAAUAAUGUUUUUGUGGAGACCAUCAGCAAAUAAUCAGAGGUAUAUAAUGUGGGAAAAUUCAAGUUGGCAAGCAUUUGUUCUUAAGAGGGAGAAUGGUUGGUCUUAUGCCUUUGUGGAUGCGCUGGCCUUACUGUUAAUAACAUUGUUGUUCUUUUUCCCUUUUUAUUUCAGAGCCCUUCCAGUGUUAGUGGAUUCAGAUGAGGAAAUCAUGACCAGAUCCGAAAUGGCUGAAAAAAUGUUCUCUUCAGAAAAGAUAAUGUGAUUGUAACCCAUGUAAAUGAAACUAGCUAACCAGGAAGGCCUGUCCUUCAUCAAGACUGACACUAUGCUCUGAUAUAGCAUAAUGUUUUUCUUGGGUUAUUUUGGAAAUCUGUGUGUUAAACUGAAGGAUUCAGCUGAUAGGAGAUUCUGCAACCCUUUUAUAGUGACUCUUGAAUGUCAGUUUAAUGUCCAUUAAAUUGCCUGGAUUUGAGAAUAAUCUUGGAAGAGUAUUAUGAUAAAGUUAGCUGCACAAAUGCCUCUGGGCUAAUUGGUGGCAGGCAUGUGGAUUUGGGUUCCUUCUCUUUUCUUACAUUUUUUUUUUUUUUAAUAAACAUACCAGCUAUUUUUUCUGUGCACCUUUGUGAUAGAUGAUGUGAUUCUUCAGAAGCGUAGUAUAUCAGCGUCUCCGUGUAUUGGGGGUACUAGGUGCAGUAAUAAUUUUCUUUGACUUUUACACUAAAAUUAUUUGAUAAUAAGUAAAACUUGGUUAAUAUUAGAAUGUAAUUAUUUAGAUGUAGAAUUUUGUCUUUUUUUUUCUUCUGCGCAAAGCCCUUGCUUGUAAGUAUUCCCAUGCACACUACAAAUCAUGGAGUUCGGUUUUCUCUGAGCUCAGGGGAAUCACAGUGCACAGAGGGAAGUGUUUUAGGUUUUUUUUUUUUUUGAGACAGAGUGUCACUCUCUUACUUAGGCUAAAAUGCUAUAGUGUCAGCCUAGCUCACAGCAACCUUAAACUCCAGGGUUC